Messenger RNA from Coccidioides posadasii C735 delta SOWgp, 1045 nucleotides. RefSeq names its product Golgi apparatus membrane protein tvp18 (gene TVP18). The record is from RefSeq and is a predicted model, not a curated record. Gene Ontology annotation, biological process: vesicle-mediated transport. Gene Ontology annotation, cellular component: Golgi membrane. NCBI's taxonomy places the organism in Eukaryota, Fungi, Ascomycota, Eurotiomycetes, Onygenales, Onygenaceae.
GAGGACUUUUGCAAAAAGGAAGCCCUCAUUUUGCAGGCACUCGUUUUUAGCCCAGUAUCUUGUGAUUUCUCUGAGUCCUAACUGAAGAUCCCGGAACAAAGAGCUCCUUUCGCACCAGUUCAAGCCACCUGGUCAGAUAUCCGGCUCGGCGAUAACCACUGGAGGCAUCAGCGAUCGCUCGUUCCUUACGAACAAACCGGCUCCACGAAAUUUGCACGUCCUUUCUGCACCUUUUCUUCCAGCUGGACUAGACAAGCAGUUGGGCCUACACAUCUUCGCAUAGCUACGAAUCUCAAGACCUCUGACAACGACUGUAACGAUCGCCACCUUUUACUUUAGCAGGCUUGAUAGCUCGAACUUAGGCCAGAUCGCAUUUUCGUACCGAAUUUAUUGCAGCACCUUUGCACUCAUCUUCCGUUCACAAUGAGUCUUGCUGAGGAGUUUAAAUCAAGAAACUUCAGCAUCUAUGGACAAUGGACCGGAGUUAUUUGCAUAAUACUCUCCUUUGCAAUUGGCCUUGCAAGUGUUUUCUCUCGUUUUAUUGUUUUCGGCAUUAUAUCCCUGGUUUACUCUCCGCUACUCCUUUUCAUCGAAGUUCCGUUCCUCCUUCGCAUCUGUCCCACGUCCUCAAAAUUUGAUGCCUUCAUUCGUCGCUUCACCACAAACUUUAUGCGCGCCGCUAUUUAUGCUGCUAUGAGUGGCGGCCUUUGGAUAAGUCUUGUCAUUGAUCCAUCGAGCUUAAUUGCUGUUGCUGUCUUUUUGGCAAUUGCUGGACUCUUCUAUCUUCUGGCGGCACUGAUGAAGCAAGAAUUUACGAGCAGUAAAACGCUUGGUGGCCAAGGGGUCGCUCAGAUGAUUGUCUAAUGCCGAUCCUGGAUGCUAAAUGCUACGCCUUUGUAUGAUGUACUCAAUAAAGAUUGGUGUCUAACAUAUGUGAGAUGGCACUGGAAGGUAGUGAUAGUUGCCCUACUGUUUAUUCCAGCAUACUUUUCUGGUUUUCAGGCUCUUGUUUGGGAUGGUUCUUUUCUCGUUUUGACUUGUUUUU